This is a messenger RNA of Aspergillus oryzae RIB40, 1206 nucleotides long. RefSeq lists its product as uncharacterized. The record is from RefSeq and is a predicted model, not a curated record. The transcript has 2 exons. The coding region runs from base 1 to 1206 and encodes 401 amino acids. Lineage: Eukaryota; Fungi; Ascomycota; Eurotiomycetes; Eurotiales; Aspergillaceae.
AUGAGACCGCCUGUCCCGGAUAUCGCGUUGCGGAGGGCCCGCAAGUCCUCCAUCGAACAGCAGUGGAUCGCCCCCCGCGAUACUGCCCCGGCGACCUUCUUCCUGGCCCGCAGUCGUGAUCACGAUGCGGAGGAGGAGCUCUCUCCCGAUGAGUCGGUCCCUCCAAGGGAAAGUAUGUAUGGUGUACAAAGCCUCGAAGAAGCCAUCCACGAUGCCAAUCUCCUUACCUCUGAGUGCGAGCCCUAUCUUUCGGGUGGAAACCCUGAUUCCACGACUCCGAUCGAACCGCAACAACAGCCGCCUCCCCGCGAUCAUCUAGAUAAUGGUGAAAACGGGGCUACCUCGUGGCCUCGCCGCAAGUCGACUCUUAAACCAAGCGAUUUACUCAAUGCUAGCAAAUUGGAAAUUUCUUUACCAUCUUCCGAUCGCACUUCCCCCCGACCAUUGACGCCGUCGAAUCUCAGCAACCCGGAAGACCCAUCAUUUUCUCUCCCUAGCAGCCCCAAGUCAUUCUCAAAUCAGUCCCUGAGGCAUCUUGAUGACAUCUCGAUCACCGAUGAUGUAAGCAGUGAGGUUGUCGCUUCAGGAGAAGAAGAUAACGAUUUCCCGACACCGUCCAAUAUAUGCCUUGAUAGCGCAUCUCAGUUGGUAAUGCCAAGCAUUAGGAUGCCCAGUCGAAGACCUUUUACAGAGCGGGGAAAGUCACUGGGCCGUUUGAAAGUGCUAAUCGCGGGUGCUCCUGGCACUGGGAAAACCUCUCUCAUCAAAUCCAUCGUUCAAGCUUGCGAAGAUAUCGUUCACGUUGACCCCUUUCCCUCCCUGCCCCCCUCGAAAUCGUCCCGCUCACCUGGUUCUUCAUCCCGACCCUUUCAGACACGCAGCAUUUCAUCUGUCACGGAAAUUUACGCUAGCACUAAACCAUAUCCCGUAUGGUGGUCAGACUUAGAAGACUCGCGUGUUUUGCGAAGACGACGGAGCAUGGGUGAUGUAGUCCUUGAGCGCAAUCUCUGUUUCGUUGAUCCUCAGCCCAACGAGUUGGACUGUGCAGCGCAAACUGACAUCGUCGUACAAUAUAUCCGUCAACAGCUGCUCCGAGCGAUGACGUCCCUAAACUCGGCCAAUCAUGAUUUCCAGAGUAUGCUCGCGGGUAACGGCGGUGCCCAGGUUGACGCUGUCUUAUACCUCAUCUCCGAGAGUACGCGAUGA